Messenger RNA from Abrus precatorius (Indian licorice), 1165 nucleotides. Its product is annotated as zinc finger protein ZAT9-like. The transcript has a single exon. The record is from RefSeq and is a predicted model, not a curated record. Gene Ontology annotation, biological process: regulation of DNA-templated transcription. Lineage: Eukaryota; Viridiplantae; Streptophyta; Magnoliopsida; Fabales; Fabaceae. Bases 20 to 1165 code for a protein of 381 amino acids.
UUGGUUGAUUCAUUCAUCGAUGAUGGAGAAGCACAAGUGCAAGCUUUGCUUCAGAAGCUUUUCCAAUGGCAGGGCCUUGGGGGGUCACAUGCGGUCUCACAUGAUGAACCUUACUCUCGCAAAGCCCGAAGAAGAGUCAUCGCGAACCGUUCAACUCAGUUUCGAAGCUGAAUCAGCCUCUUCUUCAUCAUCAUCUGAAGACGAACAAGGUAAUAACGAUGAUGACAAGGGUCUUUGCUACGGCCUCAGAGAGAACCCAAAGAGAAGCAUUCGCCUCGUGGAUCCAGAAUUCUCUUUCGCAGCCGCAGACACUGGUUGUGUCAUUCUUCAAGACAGAGAGAGUGAAACUGAAUCAUCCAAGAAUAACCCAACUCGUAGAAGAUCCAAAAGGGCAUGGAAACUCGGCGUGUUCGAUUCAAAGUACCACCAUCAUCAUCAUAACAAGAAGCAAGGGGGUGACGUGGAACAUGAAGCCAUUCUGAAGAAGAAGGUAAAGUUUUGCAAAGAUAGUAAGACAUCGUGGGUGGACCACGAACCUGCCAGUUCGGUUUCUGAUGCAACCACCGAGGAAGAUGUCGCGGUUUGUCUCAUGAUGCUGUCUAGGGACAAAUGGAAGAGACAAAAAGAUCAAUUAAUGGAAGAUCAAUUUGAAGAAGAGGAAGAGGAAGAAGAGGAGGAUGAUGACGAAGAAGAAGAAGAUGACGACGAGAGAUCCUUAGAAGAGAGUGAUGAAUCUCAAGAGAUGAUGAAACUGUGCAAGAACCGGGUACAAGGUAGGUAUAAAUGUGAGACCUGUAACAAGGUGUUUCGAUCAUAUCAAGCGUUAGGGGGUCACAGAGCGAGUCACAAAAAGAUCAAAGUGAACUUAUCUGUGGAUGAUGAUGAAGCAGAAGUUGAACGUGGCAAAAAGGGUGGAACUUGUGCUGUGGAAAAGAAAAUACACGAGUGCCCCGUUUGUUUCAGAGUCUUUGCUUCGGGUCAAGCACUGGGUGGACACAAGAGAACCCAUGUUACUGGCUCAGCAAAUACCACUGUUCUUCCAAUUUCCACCAAGCUUGGAAACAGCUUCAUAGAUCUCAACCUCCCAGCUCCAAUCGAUGAUGAUGAUGCUAGCCAAUUCGAGAACUCUGCGGUUUCAGAUGCCGAAUUUGUCAAAACCCGUUAA